CCAAUGGGCUCGCGGAGGAGGCGUCGGGCUGGGGGCUCAGCGCAAGGAGGCGUCAAUCAGGCAGCCGCGGGGCUGGAGGGAGCUCGUCCUGGUACCGCCUCUGUCUUUGGGAGAAAGAGGGAGAGAGAGAGAGAGAGAGAGAGAGAGAGGGAGGGAGAGGAGAGGAGAGGGCAGGAGAGGAGAGGACAGGAGAGGAGAAGCCCGGCGGGGAGACUGGGCCAGGGGCCGGGACACAUGGAUUAACCCGGCGCCCUCUCGGGCCGGUGUCCGCCCAGCCGCACCAUGGGCAAACUUCACUCCAAACACGCUGCCGUGUGUAAGCGCAGGGAGAGCCCCGAAGGUGACAGCUUCGCAGUGAACGCCUCCUGGGCUAGGAAGGGGAUCGAAGACUGGAUCGGGAAGCAACGCUACCCCAGCAGUGGCCCAGGAUCCCGGCAGCCCCGGGUGGUGGGCGGCUUCUCCAGCGGCACCCGGAGGUGGACAUCUGCCAGAGCACAGGAGCAGCUGCAUCUUGAGGAUGGUGUUGUGGAAAGAAUGCCAGACCUAGGAGACACUUGGAUUCAGAGCUUGGCAGUCACUUUAAUAAAGGAUCCGGCUGGUGAAGUUUACCGAGAAACAAUCAGCGAGGAACAUUUUCGUCUAGAAGUGUCUUUGCCUCCGGAGAAGACAGAUGGGCCAGGGAGUGGAGAUGAAAAGAAGGCCGAGAAAGACAGUGAAUCUUGCCCCAGCUCCAAGAAACAGCUGAAAUUUGAAGAAUUACAGUGUGAUGUUUCCGUAGAGGAAGAUAACCGGCAAGAAUGGACCUUCACACUAUAUGACUUUGAUAAUAACGGCAAAGUCACUCGAGAGGAUAUUACUAGCUUGCUCCACACUAUCUAUGAGGUAGUCGAUUCCUCAGUCAACCAUUCCCCUACAUCCAGCAAAACUCUUCGGGUGAAACUCACAGUGGCCCCAGAUGGGAGUCAAAAGAGGAAAAGUAUUUUGCUCAAUCACACCGACCUACCGAGUUUGAGGCGCAGAACAGAGAGCAAGGCCAAUGAAGAGCUGAGGAACUUGGAGAAGAAGCAACGUGCUCCCCUCAGGUACCAUGGAGAUGCCCACUUGGAGCAAUCUGGGCGUUAUCACCAUUGUGUUGAUGAGAACAUCGAAAGAAGAAACCACUAUUUAGAUCUCGCAGGGAUAGAAAACUACACAUCUAAGUUUGGACCAGGCUCUCCUUCACAGAAGCCUGAACUGUCCACAAGAGUCCCCAUCCAGACUAGAUCUCGCUCCCACGAACCUGAAACCAUUCAUGUGCACCACAGGAAGUCCCAGGGGGCAGAACCUGGCCCCUUUCACUUCAUGGACAUUCCAUAUGCCAAGAUCGCUGAAGUCCAGCAACGCCUCCGGGGUGGUCAGGAUCUGAGCAAGCACUUUGUAAAGUCCCCCAAAGCCCAGAGCAAAAAUAUGGGGUCGGCCCACCUGGGGAGGGGAGCAAGAAGCAAAUCGAUCCUGGGACCUGCCAUCCCCUUGGCUUCCCCAACGACCCGCCCUGUCCCACCCUACCUCCUUGGCCCAGCCCCACCAAUGCACAAGAAACACAAGCAGAGAGCCAAGGAAAGUCAGCAGAUGUGCAAAAGCCUCCAGCCCCCUGGGAGCACAGUGGUGGAGAAGGAACAUGUUCGAGACCUGCCCGCAGUCGUAUUAUAUGAGGGCCAGGCGGGGCAAAUGGUCCAGAGACAUGAACACCACCAUCACCACGAACAUCACCACCAUUACCACCACUUCUAUCAGACAUAGAGCAUCCCGCCCCUACCCUCACACUAAAGAACCCCCCAACCCCAUCACAAUAUGAAGGAACCCCUCUCCCAAGAUGUCCAACUCCCAGGCAUUAUCAUUCUUAUUCAUAAUUAUUCUUAUUGUUGUUGUUACUUCACUAAUAUUCAAUUAGUCUCCAUUUUAGAAAUUAUAUGGAAACACAGACACUUACCUUAAUUUAUAUAUUGUGGAAACUGCAUAGCUUACUUAAUUAACAACUUGUGAAUUUUUGUAGCGGCUUGUGAGGAUUGCGGAGGCAGUCCCUGGCUUUCAGAACUGGGCUCUCCCUGCAGAUGGUCAUCAAUACACUUCUGGGACCAGCACAGGGAUGGAGGGGGUGGAGGGCCAUUGCCACGAUCCAAUGGUUCCUUGCCCUCCACCUCCCCUCCUGUAUUCCAGCCUUUCCUGGGGAAACAUUACUGCCUGGUCCUGCUUCCAGAGACCUUUAGAAUUGCUGAGACAACAAACUGUUGCUACCUCUUAGUAUUACUUAGAUUUUAUUUGUCCCUUAAUUGAUUGUAAUGUGCUGUGGGGGGAUUUUGAUGGACUCCGGGUACAUGGCCUAUUUGGUGUCAUGUUUUCCUAUCCCUGGGAAUGUUAGCUGUAUUUGUCAAUGGAGUUACCCUUAACACCAAUCUACUCAUCUGAAUCCCAGAUUCUUUUCUGAAGGCAGUCUUGACUGUUCUAUGAUGGAAAAAUCAGGAAACACCCUUCUCUCCUCUCCUCUUUGCUCUUAAGGGAAGUACAUGUACACACAUGUAGCUAAAGUCUGUCUCUGAAACCACACUUGUCUUGGAAAACCACUGGAAAAGGGAGUGACCACAGGAACACGAGCGCAGGGUUGUUUUUUUUUUUUUUAAGUCCGGCCUUCAACAAAAUUGGGGCUGUUCCCAACUGUUGUGCGUUGGCUUUUCCUUCUGAAAUUGUUGUUGUGACUGAGAAUGUUAAAAAACCCUUUCCCCUUAUAGUGCUGGCAAAUAUAUUGUACAUACCUACCUAAUUAUAUAAAUAUAGCUAUUUAUAGAGACAGAUGCUAGUUUGUCUCUAUAUAUAUUUAUAUAAAUAUACACACUCAGGUACAUUUUCUUGUGUUGUAGAAAUCUGUGAUUUGCUUCUCUGAAAUAUAAUUAUUGUCCCAGGAGAUGGGUUUUCAUGUAUAAGUGGCUGUGGUUGGGGAUGUGAUUUAAUUUUACCCCCUGGUGGGGUCUGCCUCUGUUCCUGUUCUUUAAAGCAAAUGAGGAGGUUCCUCCUCCUUCCAAGCAUACCAUGCUUUUCUCCUCUCCUGGUUUCUCUCUUUAAGAGGGUUGGGAUCAAGCAGAUCUGAAGGAGAGAUAUGCUAGGGAAAUAGGGUCAGAGAGCAUUGGUAGCAUUGGGCAGAGUUGAAUGUUGGUCCUGGGUGGCCAAUCCAGAGGAAGGAUUGCAGUCUGGCUGCUUAGUAAGGGCUGGGACCUGGGCAGAAAGAAAGAGAAAAGGGACACACUGAACCUUUCGUGUGUGUGUGUAUUUGUGAGUUUCACCUCCUACCUUUUCCUAUUCUCUCCAGUGAGAGUCCUUUAGGCUUCAGGUUGUCAUGGAGUGGGGGAGGGGUCUGUGGAAUAUUUUAGAGGAUGCUGGGGUCAGUUUUGGCAUGCUUUUUUUUUUUUGUAGUGGGUUCCCAGCAUCGUACAGCUAUGAGAAUGGAAUAUGGAUGUGUGACUCUCCUGGGCUCCUGGAGAACAGGAAUGGUUUUCCAAAGGAACAUUUUCAGAGACUUGUCAGUGAACACUUCCUCUUUCCAUCCCCUCCUUUCCCCCCCCCCAUCUUAGAGGAGGCACCUGAACCUUUUCCUCAUCUGCUCAUUUGGAUCAGAAUGGUAGCUUUGGGCACUAACCAGGGAGAACUCCAAAAUUGUACCAUCAUACAGCCUUCCUUGUCCCUAGUCCUGAAUCUGCAUGUCUGUCAGCAUCUUCAUUGUCCCUCUGUAAUUGGAGUUUCUUUAAAA
Phascolarctos cinereus (koala) is the source of this 3778-nucleotide messenger RNA. It is a transcript of the gene NKD1, whose product is annotated as NKD inhibitor of Wnt signaling pathway 1. Gene Ontology annotation, molecular function: calcium ion binding. The record is from RefSeq and is a predicted model, not a curated record. Lineage: Eukaryota; Metazoa; Chordata; Mammalia; Diprotodontia; Phascolarctidae. Gene Ontology annotation, biological process: negative regulation of Wnt signaling pathway. Gene Ontology annotation, cellular component: cytoplasm.